CCAGGCCGGAGCCGGAACGACGCGCCGCCUGGCUGCUGAGCGGUCCCCGGGGAAGGGCCGGGAGCUGCCGCCUAGCGCCUGCUGCCGGGAAGCCCCGCCAGGAAAUUCCCGGGGGCAGCUCCGGCUGGGACACCGCGGGCCUUACGCAAGGCCGGGCUGCCCCCUACCCCCCGGCUCCCAGAGGCCCGCGCGGGAUCCCAGCGACACUGCUCCGCCCCGCCCCCCCCGGGGGGGGUCGCUUCGCUCCUUGCCCCGCGUGGGGCUCCGGGCCCCGCCCCCCGCGGGCGGCCCCUCCCCGCUGGCGGUGCCGAGCAGCUCCUGGCCGCCUGGCUGGCGGAUAAGAGGCGGUGGGGGCCGCGCUCAGCCAGCGCCGAAAGGCUCGUAUCUGCUCCCGGGCGGCGAGGAGAAGGCUGAAGGGAGCGGAGCUAACAGCACCUCGGCCCUUCGCCUGGCCCCCCUUGGAUUUAUAUGCAGCUGGCGGGGUUCUGGGUCACCCUGCUGGAGGAAGAGACAGGGCCGCGGGGCGAUCUGCCCUCUCUUUCCCCCGCCAUGUGCUCGGUGAACGGGGACAGCAGCACGGACCCCCUGGUAGCCCGGUGCAGGCAGCUGGAGGAGGCCGUGGAGACGCUGCACCUGGAGAACAAGAGCUUAAAGAGCAAAGCGCCUCGGUACAAAGCCCUCUGCAGCCUGUAUCAUGAGUCCGGGCAGCAGCUGAAGCACCUUCAACUGCAGCUCUCAGCCAAGGAGGCGAUGAUCGGGGAGCUGAGGGCGAGCGUGGCCAAGUACCAGGCUGCCCAACUGGGAGCGACGCAGGAAGAGGAGCAACAGCCACCGCCACCUGGGGGAAAGUUUGUUGGACCUGCUAAAUCUCUAGUGGAAAGUUUAAUAGAUCAGCUUGGCCAAAUGAAGCAGCAGCUUAAAGACAGCGAGAGAAGUUCAGCGCAGAAGGUUGAAACUUUGACCCAGGAAGUGCAGAAGCUGAAUCUGCAGUUAGAAGAAAAAGACAGAGAGAUACAGCAGCUAAUAAACCAGCCACAGUAUGAAAGAGAGAGAGAAAUCUUACGACUCCAGAGAAGCUUGGCAGAGAGAGAGAGAGUCCAGGCCACAAGUGAAGUACUAUGUCGUUCACUCACCGAUGAAACUCACCAACUUCAACGUAAAUUGGCAUCCACAGCAGAAAUGUGUCAGCAGCUGGCAAAAUGUCUAGAAGAAAAGAGAAAAGACAGAGGGUAUUUAGAGGAGCAUAUUCCUAUUGAAAGAUCCAAUCAGCUACAAUUUUCAGAGAAUAAAACUUCACUCCAAACAAUUAUUUGCCAGCUACAGGAGGAAAAUCUGAAGUUACAACAAAAAGUGUUUCAUGUGGAAGACUUAAAUACAAAAUGGCAGGCAUAUGAUGCUAGUAGAGAGGAAUAUGUGAAACGACUCCACCUGCAGCUGAAAGAACUGAAGUCUCAACCCGAACAACAGCAAGGCAUUACACCACUGCAAAGAAAUUCAGAGCUGAUGCAGAAGGAGAUUUCUCGGUUGAACAAAUUACUGGAAGAAAAAAUGAAUGAAUGCAUUAAAGUAAAGCGAGAGUUAGAGGAUGCGAAGAAGGCUAGAGAUGGAGAUAGUGAACUUGUACAAAUGCUGGAGCAACAGGUCCUUGUUUACAAGGAUGAUUUCACGUCUGAAAGAGCAGAUCGAGAGCGUGCACAAAGUAAAAUACAGGAACUUCAGGCAGAAGUUUCAUGUCUACAGCACCAGCUAAUCAGGAGACAGGAAUCAAGAGAGACAGCUGGUCAUGUUAGAAUUCACACUGGGAACCAAAACCAUCGUGUGUAUGUACAGACAAAUGUUGAACAUCUACUUGGCAACAGCCAACUCCAGUCAGCCGUGAGGAGAACAGGUUCACAAUCUGAACAAGCUGCUACACGCACAGACAGUGGGAGCUCAGGAUCAGAGAGAAGAGGACAGGGUGAACUUCAGUGCCCUCAUUGCAUGAGAUUCUUCAAUGAUGAACUCAGUGAUGAAUUUCUCAGACAUGUUGCUGAAUGUUGUCAAUAAUCUGACCUGAGAAGUGCAAUCAAAUCAACCACUACUUGAUACUGAGAAAACAGCACUUUGAGAUGUAUACUACAGUACCAAUUAAUAUUGGUUAUAUUUUUAAUAUUUAUCAUCCAGUUUGGAUGUUUGGACUGACUUAUCUAGGCAUAAAUUCAGUGUUUAGGUUCAGCAUUGAAUCUCUCUGAUUUGAGGACAUUAGUGAAAAGUUAAUUCGUUACUAAUCUACGAUAAGUAAGGGCAAAAAAAAAUGAAGUAAUUCAUUUUAAAUGGCCAUAAUGUGGGAUGUUGGGAACCAACAGGAUAAGAAACAUCUACCUCUUAAUUCAUUCCACCACCUGUUGGACUGCACAAGAGACUUCAAUAUAAAUCCAGCCAUUUUGCAAAGAAUGGAAAUAUACAAAUUAACACUCCAACAAAUGUGAAUAUAACAAAUGCAAAUCUGCUACAAGCCAAAAGUUCUGAAGAGCACAAAAGUUGUGGAUGGGCUCAGCACAGACAGAUUUACAAGCAAAAGUUUAUGAUUCUUUAUAAAUAUUCAGAUUGCCAAAAGUACAGAGAACUGGAUUUGAAAGCUGUAUACCUUCCUUUUCAUAGAUAUAGCAAUAUAGAGAAGAGUGGCAAAAGUGGUAAGGUAGGAGGAAAAAAGCUUCACUGUCCCCUCUCUGGGGUACAGUUGAAUAGAGGCAUCUCAUUUGCCACUAUCUUGAGUCUUAGAAUGAAAUCAGUCAUGUCUGUCUGACAGAGCUUUUAUAGAUCACUUGCAUUGAAUGUGAGGAAAACGUUAAGAUACUAGUUACUCUGAUCGAAACCCUUUUUGCACUGAAACAUUGCAUAGGGAUUAUAUUUAUUUUUUUCUUCUGUGCUAGAAAGUGACUGUACAUAUGUGAAUACAGAUUGUAUAUAAAUUUAAAAUUUGUCACUUAUUUUUAUAAUAAAAUGGUGGUGUAGUUGCUUUA
This is a messenger RNA of Dermochelys coriacea (leatherback sea turtle), 3002 nucleotides long. RefSeq names its product TNFAIP3 interacting protein 2 (gene TNIP2). Lineage: Eukaryota; Metazoa; Chordata; Testudines; Dermochelyidae. Gene Ontology annotation, molecular function: K63-linked polyubiquitin modification-dependent protein binding. The transcript has 6 exons. The record is from RefSeq and is a predicted model, not a curated record. Bases 469 to 2046 code for a protein of 525 amino acids. Gene Ontology annotation, biological process: cellular response to lipopolysaccharide; regulation of transcription by RNA polymerase II.